Messenger RNA from Blastomyces dermatitidis ER-3, 1744 nucleotides. Its product is annotated as mannose-6-phosphate isomerase. The transcript has 5 exons. Gene Ontology annotation, molecular function: zinc ion binding; mannose-6-phosphate isomerase activity. The record is from RefSeq and is a predicted model, not a curated record. NCBI's taxonomy places the organism in Eukaryota, Fungi, Ascomycota, Eurotiomycetes, Onygenales, Ajellomycetaceae. Gene Ontology annotation, cellular component: cytosol. Gene Ontology annotation, biological process: carbohydrate metabolic process; GDP-mannose biosynthetic process. Bases 168 to 1553 code for a protein of 461 amino acids.
CUGAGCUGGAGUUGGAAUGAAGAGCAACAUUGUUUGUUGAAGACACUCAGAAUAAAUAGAAGAACGACGGCACCCUGUCCUACUCCCGCUUGCACUUUAUAAUCUAUUGAAUCGCAGUCGACCUCUCUUCACAGCAAGCGCAACUCUGUCACUUUCAUUUCUUCAAUAUGCAGGUGCCCCUCUUCCGGUUGCAGUGCGGUGUUAAUAGUUAUGAUUGGGGGAAGAUUGGCCAGGAAUCUGCUGCGGCAAGAUAUGCUGCGGCGACUCCCGCAAGCGAUCUUUCUAUUCAGAAUGAAAGGCCAUAUGCAGAGCUCUGGAUGGGCACUCAUCCUUCGCUACCUUCCAAAGAAUUUGAAACCCAAAGGACCUUGCUGGACCUGGUGCAGGACAACCAGGAGUUGAUGUCACAAGAAGUCAGUAGGCGAUAUGGAGGGCAAUUACCUUUCCUCUUCAAGGUUCUUUCUAUCCGGAAAGCUCUCUCAAUCCAAGCACACCCAAACAAAAAGCUGGCAGCGGUGCUUCACGAAAAAGAUCCGAGAAACUACCCUGAUGAUAAUCAUAAGCCGGAGAUGACGAUUGCCAUCACCCCCUUUGAGGGCCUCUGUGGCUUCCGUCCCUUGACUGAAAUUGUUCAUUUCCUUCGUGUUUUAGAACCCCUCAGAGAGCUCGUCGGGUCGGAGGCUGCUGAGGCAUUCGAAAAUGCAGUGCGUGGACAAGAACUAUCUGUAGAUCCCAGUGCCACAGAAAGGAACAGAGCUGCUCUUAAGACCGUUUUCACAAAGUUAAUGACAUCUACACCAGGUGCCAUCUCCGCUGCUGCAGAGAAACUUAUUUCGGCCGCCAAAGCCUCUCCAGCCACAUUCGCCACGUCAGAGUCCACACCCUCAACCAAUCCUUCGAACCCAGAUGAACUGGCAGUCGUAGUAACCCGCUUAAAUGAACAGUUCCCCAACGACAUUGGACUGUUCGUCUUUUUCUUCCUCAAUUUCGUCAAAUUAUCUCCAGGCGAAGCGAUGUUUCUCAAGGCAGACGAUAUCCAUGCAUACAUUUCAGGAGACAUCAUGGAGUGCAUGGCUUCAUCUGACAACGUCGUUCGAGCUGGAUUUACACCCAAGUUUAAAGAUGUCUCCACCCUAACCGACAUGCUCACCUACAACUACGCACCCAUUGAGGAGCAGAAGAUGGAACCCACCGAAUACCCCUAUAUGACCAUGAAUACAAUUGCAUACUCAAGCAAUUCGACAUCGUUACUAUAUAACCCGCCCAUCGAAGAGUUCGCCGUUGUUAAGACAGACCUGAAACGCCGCGGUGCUAAGGCGACCUUCGAAACUAUCAAUGGACCCAGCGUCCUCAUCUGCACUAGUGGCCAAGGAAAGAUAAGCGUAGGGUCAGCCAAGAUAGAGGAAGUCAAGGAGGGUUACGUCUUUUUCGUUGGGGCGAAUGCUGAGUGUGUGAUCGAGAGCACGGUAGCAGAGGGAGACGAGGUGCCCUUCACUACUUUCAAGGCUUUUUGCGAACUCGACCGUUCUGAAGAUAUUGUCAAUGGGAGGUGAAACGCAUAGUUUCUUUGUCCACAGGAUCUUCCAUUUUGUUCUUUUUUCCUUCAUAUUUAUUGUAUCUCCGCAACGUCUUUAUCCAAUAUCCCCCCCUGUUGUAUCCUGAGCUAUAUGAAAACCACCUAUAUUCUGCUAGCUAAUACAAGCUAAAAAUGAGACUAAACAUAAAUCAUCAUGUUAUAUCCUGA